AUGUCUUCCAGCACUUCAUCAGCCGGCAUCAUUAGGAAGGCCGUUAAAGAAGAUGUUCCCGAAAUCCUAGCAAUGGUUCGAGAACUUGCAGAAUACGAAAAUGAACUGGAAAGCUGCAAAGCAACUGAAGAACUUCUUUACAAAAACCUCGGUUUCAACGGUGGGCCUGCAUAUGCACACACUGUGCUGAUAUGUGAAGGUGAACAAACUGUUGGAAUGGCCCUGUAUUUCUAUAACUUUGGAACAUGGACAGCAAAGCCAGGAAUAUAUCUUGAGGAUUUAUUCGUUAGACCUGAGUACCGUGGGAAGGGGUACGGUACAGCAUUGUUAGCCUAUCUUGCUCGGGAGGUGAAGAAAAUGGAUGGCGGGAGGUUGGAUUGGCAGGUCCUAGAUUGGAAUAAACCGAGCAUAGACUUUUAUAAAAGCAUUGGUGCUAAGCAUAUGGAGAAUUGGUGGAAUAUGCGAGUCGAUGGUGAUGGCUUGGGUAAAUUAGGAGAAUUGGGUCCUAAAUUGGAGACAAUCGAAUAG
This is a messenger RNA of Orbilia oligospora ATCC 24927, 528 nucleotides long. RefSeq lists its product as uncharacterized. The record is from RefSeq and is a predicted model, not a curated record. Gene Ontology annotation, biological process: protein acetylation. The transcript has 4 exons. Lineage: Eukaryota; Fungi; Ascomycota; Orbiliomycetes; Orbiliales; Orbiliaceae. Bases 1 to 528 code for a protein of 175 amino acids. Gene Ontology annotation, molecular function: N-acetyltransferase activity.